Messenger RNA from Misgurnus anguillicaudatus (oriental weatherfish), 2656 nucleotides. The record is from RefSeq and is a predicted model, not a curated record. Lineage: Eukaryota; Metazoa; Chordata; Actinopteri; Cypriniformes; Cobitidae.
CCUGUCUUUAUUUCAAUGUAGAUCUUCAAACGGAGAAAUGAAAAAAGGGUUUCAAAAACCAAAAUCGAACCGUUAUUUGAAUUUGGUUUAGUCGUUUUUCGUUUUUAGAUUCAGAAACCAAAAACGGAAGAACGGCUCUUUUUUUAGCGUUUUUUUUAAACGACAAACGAAAAACGUGUGGUUUCUCGUUAUUUUGUUUUUUGGUUUAAACGAAAAAACAAACUAUCAAAACGUACACGGACCCUUCAAAUGGAAAAGUACGAAAUAAAACUCGCGCAUCACUUUCAGUUCACACAUAUAGAGUGAAAGUGAUUGAGACCUUCAGUGAAGCUCCUCCUACAACAAUCCACCAAUAAAUGCUGGAGUCAAACACACAGAGAAAUCACUCCAUGUGUGACAACUGAAAUCUUCAUGACAUAAUGUUGAUGCUGGUGAAAGAGGAGCUUGAGAAGAUGACAGAUCCACAACCAUGCAGAAUAAAGGAUGAAGAUACUGAGGAACAAAUAGAUAUGAUGGAAGUGAAAGAGGAGAGUCAAGCUGAAGUGGAUGAGAAACAUCAGAUUGUAAAAAGCAACCAUACUGUUUCACAGAAAGAAACUCUGAAGACAGAAGACAUAAAGUCUGAAAAUAGUUCCAGUGAAGAUGAACGCCCUGAAGAUCACAACAAGACUCACAGUGAGGAGAAACCUUUCACAUGUCAACAGUGUGGAAAUAGUUUCAGAAGAAAAACUCACCUUAACGUACACAUGAUGAUUCACACCGGAGAGAAACCAUUCACGUGCCAUCACUGUAAAAAGAGUUUUACAACUGCAUCUAACCUUAAGAAACAUUUGAGAAUUCACACUGGAGAGAAACCUUACACUUGUCAAGAGUGUGGAAAGAGUUUCACCUUUCAAACAAGCCUUAAAGUACACAUGAGGAUUCACACCGGAGAGAAACCACAUCUGUGCCAUCACUGUGAAAAGAGUUUUAGAACAGCAAGUAAACUUAAGACACACAUGAUGACUCACACUGGAGAGAAACCUUACACUUGUCAACAGUGUGGAAAGAGUUUCUCUAUUGAAAGAGACCUUAAGAUACACGCAAGAAUUCACACUGGAGAGAAACCGUUCACAUGCCAUGAGUGUGAAAAAUGUUUCAGAAGGAAGAGUAUCCUUACAGCACACAUGACAAUUCACAAAGGAGAGAAACCAUAUGCGUGUUUUCAGUGUGAAUGGUGUUUCAGUAUGGAGUGUCAACUUAAGAGACACAUGAUGAUUCACAGCGAAAAGAAACCUCACGCAUGUCUUCAGUGUGAAAAGAGUUUCAUACAAAAACGUGGACUUGAGGCUCACAUGAGAAGUCACACUGGAGAGAAACCUUACAUAUGCUCUCAGUGUGAAAAGAGUUUCAGUUUAAAGUUUCACCUUAAGAGACACAUGAUGAUUCACAGUGAAAAGAAACCUCAUGCAUGUCUUCAGUGUGAAAAGAGUUUCAUAGAAAAACGUGGACUUGUUAUUCACAUGAGAAGUCACACUGGAGAGAAACCUUACAUAUGUCUUCAGUGUGAAAAGAGUUUUACAAGUGAAGGUAAUCUUAAGACACAUGUGAGAAUUCACACUCGAUAGAAACCAUUCAUGUGUCAACAGUGUGGAUAUGAAAUCCGCUUAUUAAAGGUGCAGUGUGUAAAUUUUAUUGGCAUCUAGUGGUGAGGUUGCGAAUUGCAACCAAUGGCGUAGUCCACUGCUCACCCCUCGCUUUUAAAAACACAUAGAGAAGCUACGGUAGCUGCCACCGGACAAACAUGUCAUUGUCGAAGACAACUAAGUAAAAAAAUUGUCCGUUAAGGGCUUCUGUAGAAAAAUGGUGGCACAAAAUGGCGACUUCCAUGUAAGGGGACCCUCUUUGUAUGUAGAUAAAAAGGUCUCGUUCUAAGGUAAUAAACACAUAACGGUUCAUUAUGAAAGGUCUUUGAUAAUAUAGUUUUGUAUAUUAUUUUGCAUUUCUGUCAAGAGAUCCUUCUAAAAAUUACACACUGCACCUUUAAUGAAAAUUAACGAUUUGCGUACGAUUCUUACUAAAAAUCUAAAUUCGCACAAAAGCCAAAAAUGGCGUACAGCAAAAAAGAUUCGGGCCGUUCCUCAAUAUGCGUUCCUGUCUGUACUUGUGUUCUUGUGAAACGUCAUCAGUCACGGCUCAAGUACUGUUCCAAUUCCAAGUUCCAAGUCUGUUAUUUGUUAUUUUAAAUGUUUCAUAACUUAAAUCACAUUUAUUUUCUAUAUAAUCUUAACACUGAAUUAGCUUUUGUAUAGAUUUUUUUCUUGUGUUUACUUUGUGAAUGUUGUAGAAAAGUUUGGUUCUUUUCAAAUGAAUGGUUGUUUUAUACCAUAUUUUUGAAGCUAGUCAGCCUAUGUGGAGAUGCAGAUUUCAUUUUCCAACAGGACCUGCACACAGUGCCAAAGCUACCAGUACCUGCUCAUACUUUUCAUGUUCAUACUUUUCAGUUGGCCAAGAUUUCUAAAAAUCCUUUCUUUCUUUUGGUCUUAAGUAAUAUUCUAUUUUUCUGAGAUACUGAAUUUUGGAUUUUUCUUAGUUGUCAGUUAUAAUCAUCAAAAUGAAAGAAAUAAACAUUUAAAAAUAUAUUAGUCUGUGUGUAAUGAAUUAAUAUAAUAUACAA